UUCCACCCUACGAGCAAAAUAUCAUUGAUGAGCAAGUACGAGAAUGGCUGCAGAAAGAAUGGCUGCAGCUGAACGGGAAGUUCAUCCGAUUACGCUAGUACAGUGGUUCUCGUAAAAAAGAAGGACGGCUCGCAUCGUUUAUGUAUAGAUUUCCGCGAGCUAAAUAAAAGAAUCAGGGGUGACCACUAUCCGCUUCCCAUUAUUGAAGACCAAUUAGACAAGCUGCAGGGAGCAUUUGUAUUCAGUACGAUCGAUCUGGAGAAUGGAUUUUUUCACGUGGAGAUAGAACCAGCGAGUAGAAAGUACACUGCCUUCGUUACGCAAAAGGGGCAGUACGAAUUUCAGCGCGUGCCCUUUGGGUUAUGUAAUUCACCCAGCGUAUUCCAACGUUACAUAAACUACGUUUUCAGGAAAUUAAUAAAUGAAAAUAUCGUUAUCGUUUACAUCGACGAUUUAAUUAUACCCGCUAAAACAAGAGAUGAAGGUUUGCAGCGGUUGAAGAUGGUUUUAAAAUGCGCCGAGGAAAAUGGUAUGUCGAUUAAAUGGUCAAAGUGUCAGUUUUUAAAGGCUGAAGUCGAGUAUUUGGGCCACCUUGUGAAGGCAGGUGAGAUUUCUCCUUCACCAUACAAAAUCAAGGCCGUUAUGAAUUUUCCACAGCCGCGAACUACAAAGCAGGUGCAGAGUUUUCUGGGACUUACGGGGUAUUUUCGUAAAUUUAUCCCAGAUUACGCAGUUAUAGCGAGACCAUUAAGUCAACUUUUAAGAAACGGGAUAAAAUUUAAUUUUGGGGAAAAUGAAACCUACGCUUUUAAUGAGCUUAAAAUGAAAUUAGUGAAUCCUCCAAUUUUGAAGAUUUUUGAAUACGGUCAGUACACCGAACUACACACAGAUGCAAGUCAGCACGGAUACGGCGCAGUGUUGAUGCAGAAGAGCUGCGAGGACGAGGAGUUACAUCCGGUAUAUUUUAUGAGCAGAAAAACAAGCGACGUUGAAGCGAAGUAUUCAAGCUACGAAUUAGAGAGCAGUUGAAAAAUACCAUUGUUAGGACAGCGCAUGAAGAUGGCCACUUUCACCACCAAAAGACCAAAGAAAAAAUUGAGCGUGAGUAUUUUAUACCUAACGUAGCCAAAAGAAUCGAUUCGUGCAUCGCUUCCUGUGUGAAAUGCAUCUUAGCAGGGAGAAAACAUGGAAAAAAAGAGUAUUUUCUCAAUCCCAUACCGAAAGGGGAACAACCACUAGAAACUUUCCACGUUGACCAUUUAGGUCCUUUAUCUACAACAGCGAAGGGGUAUCGAUAUAUUUUCGCAAUGAUAGAUAGUUUUACAAAAUUUUGUUGGCUUUUUCUAACCAAAACACUCAACGUCGAGGAAGUUGUCAAAAAGUUUGGAAUAGUGGCAGAUACGUUUGGUUACCCCAACCGAGUAAUCGCAGAUCGUGGCGGCGCUUUUAUUUCAAAUGUAUUUAGAUGUUACUGCGAGGAUCACGGUGUAAAGCUUGUGCACAUUACUGCAGGAGUUCCCAGAGGUAACGGUCAGGUGGAGAGGUUGAACUCAACGAUCAUAUCUGUACUAACGAAGCUCUGCGUAGACAAAUUAGAUAAAUGGUUUCAACAAGUGCCUGUUCUACAAAGGGUAUUAAAUAACACGUUUCCCCGAGCUAUUCAAUCAACGCCGUUCGAACUGUUGGUGGGAGUUAAGAUGAGAACUAAAAACGAAGAGAAAAUUAUGCAAUUGGUAGAGGAGGAUUGGAUUGAUGGGUUCAACAAAGGUAGAGAAGAAGCACGUGAGAACGCAAAGAAGGCCAUAUGUAAAAUUCAAGAAGAAAACCGAAAGCAAUUCAAUCGAAAACGUAAGGCGGCAACGGUUUACAAAAUAAAUGAUCUUGUGGCGAUCGAACGCACGCAGUUCGGAGUCGGCCUUAAAAUCAAACCGAAGUUUUUGGGUCCGUACAGAGUAGUAGCAUCGAAGGGGUUUGAUCGUUAUAAAGUUGAAAAGAUGGGAGAUGGAGAGGGACCCGUUUCAACAACAACAAGUGCGGAUAAGAUGAAAGCAUGGGUGCAAGAAGGCGAACUAUCUGAUUUUAGUGAGAAUGGGGAAACAGAAGACGGUAGCUCAUCUGAGGCAGAUGAGUAGUACAGAAUGGCCGAGUGUGGGAACGAGGAGUACGAGAGAGAGUGAGCAAAACUGGCAGGCAGUCGAUUUCUAGCCGUGGACGUGGACGCAACGAAUUGUGUGGCUGAGCUGUUUGAAAAGGCGACUAAACGGAAAAUUUAUCUGGGCUGUACUCUAUCCAGGGCUGCAU
Molecule: messenger RNA, 2301 nt
Organism: Anastrepha ludens (Mexican fruit fly)
Lineage: Eukaryota; Metazoa; Arthropoda; Insecta; Diptera; Tephritidae
Exons: 2
Coding region: 1308-2132 (274 amino acids)
Biological process (GO): DNA integration
Molecular function (GO): nucleic acid binding
Source: RefSeq, a predicted model, not a curated record